AUGAGCUUCGUGCUGCUUUCGCUUGCGAGCGCCCUCCUCACCGAUGGUGAUCCGCGCACGUAUGUCGCCGACAACUGCGAAGACAGAGCGGGUGGAGAUCAGUGCCGUGCCUGGGCAAGCGAGGGCGAGUGCGAGGAGAAUGCGGGGUUCAUGCUCACCGAGUGCGCUGCCUCGUGCAGCGCCUGCACGUGCUCGCGGCCGAACCAAACGGCGGCCGUGGAGGUGGGAGGCAUCGGCCGCAUGUUUGAGCGCAUCGUUCAGAACUACCCACAGUUCGCGCCGCAUGUUGUCUCGAGGGAUCCGUGGGUGCUGGUGCUUGAGAACUUUGUCUCUCCGGCAGAGGCGGAGGCGUUCAACGCAGAGUGCUCCGACCACUGGCAGACCACGAUGAAUCCGGGCCAGCCCGAGAAGUGUCAGCCCAAAUCGCUCUCGUGCGACCACCACGUCGACGUUCUGGAGCAGCUCCCGGUUGUGCAGCAGGUGAAGCGGCGGAUCUCCGGGCUGACCAUGACGCCGAUGCCGAACCUCGAGAAGAUGCACGUCCAGCGGUAUGAGGUUGGGAUGGAGUUCACGGCGCACCACGACCAGGUGGGCCGGAUCGACACGCCCGAGGGGAUGCGCACAGCCACGCUCGUCAUGUACACGCUCGAGCCCGAGGAGGGCGGCGGCACCACCUUCAAGGACAUCAACUACACGGUGGAGGCUCGCUUGGGGCGCGCGGUUCUCUUCGCCAAUCUCAUGGACGCGAACGUGUCGCUGCCUGAGCUUCUCACGCACCACGAGGGAAGCGUCGUCCAGCGCGGCACCAAGGUUGCGGUGUCGCAGUGGAUUCGUCAGUACGACUGGCGCACGCCGAACAACCGCUUCUGCCGAGCGUCUAAGGAAGCAGCCGCACAGGGCGCCCUCAGGUCGUUCGACUAUCUCAACGACUACUUGGAGGCGAGGCGCGCCGCGGGGCUGCCUCACAUAGUGCCUCUCUCCCUCGCGGACGACUACGGGCGGGUCACCACGAAAGAGGCAACGGGCCACGUGGAGCGUGGGACGGCGUUGCUCGAGCGAGCCAUGCUGCGUGAGUCCAUCCUCCCGCUGCGACGCUCGCCAAGCCAGCAGGCGGACGACGAGGAGGAGGAGUCGACGCGCGCCAUGCUCCUCGAGGCGCUCGCGAGCUUCCGCGUCGCGCUCUCGGCCAUCGAGGCCUUUCCGAAGGUGAAGCCGCAGUACUCUGAGGGGGCGGCGCUGCUCGCGCUCGGCGACCACGAGGCCGCGCUGCCGGCGCUGCGGCGGGCACAGGAGGUCGAAGGCGGCCUGGCUCCACUCUGCAUCGCGGCCAGCCUCGGGCACGAGCUGGUCGUUCGCUUCUUGCUGCGCGAGGGCGCCGACGUGGAAGAGCGCGCGCGCGGCUUGACGCCGCUCUUCUACGCAUCGCUCUACGGCAGGGUGGAUGUCGCGCGCCGGCUCGUGGUCGCCGGCGCGCAGGUGGAUCGCGUCAGUGAGGGCGGGGGCACCCCGCUGCAGGCAGCGAAGGCCCAGAAGCACUGGGCUGUGGUCCAGCUGCUGCGGAUCGCUGGAGCGCUUGGGUAG
Molecule: messenger RNA, 1581 nt
Organism: Emiliania huxleyi CCMP1516
Lineage: Eukaryota; Haptophyta; Isochrysidales; Noelaerhabdaceae
Exons: 1
Coding region: 1-1581 (526 amino acids)
Biological process (GO): peptidyl-proline hydroxylation to 4-hydroxy-L-proline
Cellular component (GO): endoplasmic reticulum
Molecular function (GO): L-ascorbic acid binding; procollagen-proline 4-dioxygenase activity; protein binding
Source: RefSeq, a predicted model, not a curated record